Molecule: messenger RNA, 3509 nt
Organism: Ochlerotatus camptorhynchus
Lineage: Eukaryota; Metazoa; Arthropoda; Insecta; Diptera; Culicidae
Gene: Hph
Product: HIF prolyl hydroxylase
Exons: 6
Coding region: 630-2573 (647 amino acids)
Biological process (GO): cellular response to hypoxia
Molecular function (GO): L-ascorbic acid binding; peptidyl-proline dioxygenase activity; ferrous iron binding
Source: RefSeq, a predicted model, not a curated record
AAGGAAAACAUCUUCGCUCGGUUCGGUGCAGCAGCUGUGAAAAAUAGUCCAAUCCGCAAGAAAAAUCCUCGAUUCUCACGGAUCCCGAAAAAAAAAAAAACCGGAAGAAGCCGUUGUUAAUUCGUGCCUCGCCCCACCAAAUGAAAGUGAUAACAAACCGAGAAACGCCGUGACAAGUCAACCCAGUCCGUGGAUCGCGAAUGGUAAUCGGUCAAAGCCGAGAAAGUGUGCGAAUGUUGGUGAAAAAAAUCGCGAAGCCCAAUCAAGGUGGCAAUCAUGAUGGGGAUUUCCUUUUUUGUUAAGCGAUGAAAAAGUAUAGCGAUAUUAUUGUUUAAGUCUGGGAGCAGCUAAUGAAAAGUAUCGCAGGUUGUGGACGAAUGCGGCAGGAAAUGGAAUUUGGGACGGGGUGAGGUGAUUCAUUUUUGUUUGAUUGUGUGAUCAGCACUGUGGCGUACGUGCGAGAAAAAACACCAUCCGAAGAGGGAAGGUGACCAUCACGGAGAGUGAAAUGUCAAAAAGUGAUUCGUCCUGAUAACAAAACAAUUGCGUUAUCUUUGGUGUGUUUUUGAGCUGGGAAGAAGAAAGUCUCAAAGUGGCUUGGUUUGCAGUGAUUGCGCGAGUGUGUGGAAAUGAGUGGUGAAAACCGUAUUCCGAGCUAUCUCCAGGGGACUCAACAGGGAACAGUUCAACAGAUGCGUCAAUUUCAGCACCAGUGCCGGAUCUGCGGAAUUUCGGAAGGGUUGCGGCGGUGUAGUCGGUGUCAGGUGGCCUAUUACUGCUCCCAGGAUCAUCAGCGGACUGACUGGCGAUUGCACAAGCUCGAGUGUCGUUCGAUCCACCAGCUGCAGCAGGUACCUUCGUCGAUAGCUGAACCGCAAGCGACGGUUGCCCAGCAGCAACAGUAUGCCAUAUCCCGGAAUCAGGGAAUUUAUCAGAACAAUACGAUAGCAAGCACCACCAAUACUAGUGCAGUGAUGGAUGAGGAGGUGGUGGUGGGUGGUGCGGCGACCACGAUGGCUUUGGAACAGCCGACGACGUCACUUGGCGGGGUGUUCGAGAAUGCUACUGGCGUACGUGCAGAAUUGUUGUCAACAAACGGAGCACACUCCACCAAUACCAGAAUGAGUCCCUUGAUGAACACGCAACCGUUCGUACAACAGCAACAGCAACUACAACAGCUACAUUCGCCGCAGUCGCAAUCACCCUGCUCCCCCCUCUCACCGUCGUUGCUGGCGUCGACGUCGUCGUCUGCUUCCUCGCCUUCGCCCACUCCUGCUGCUGCUGGCGUAGACAUCGUAGACGUCGAGGACGAACUGCUGCUCAACGAGAACGCAGUCUCGAAGCUGUUCCCGAACGAUUCACUCACCACCGUCGAGGAGCUCGUCGAUUUGGACCAGAUAGACGUCGAUCACAUCUUGAAUGAAAACAAUUUCCUGAACAACAUCAACAAUUUGAACUUUUUCGAAGAAUCCCUCGGGGAAAGUGUCGAUAGGAAUAAUCUGAUCGCGAGUGGAAGCAGCGUCAGUAGUAACAGUGCCAAUAGUGGAUACAGUGUCGGUACGGGUGGCGGAAGUCCGCAGGAUUCGUUGUUGUUGGUGGACGAAAGGGGAGUAGUAUUACCGAACGGUGAGAUGCAGUUGACACAGCCAUCCGUGGCGACCACGCUGCAGCAACAGCAACAACAGCUGAUUGGCAGUGGGAGCGGGAACGGAUCACCGGUUCUGCUGGGCAGCAACAACACCAACAGUGCCAGUACGGACGAAAGUGUCAGUGCCCUGUUGAAUGCCAAAAUAGACAAUUUGCUGGGGCUCAAUCAGCCACAGCCGCAGAUCGCUAGUCAGGAAGAUGCCUUGUUGGCCGACUUUGAGCAGGAAAGUUUGGAAGAAGCGUGCCACAGUUUGAUCCGGGACAUGAACGAAUACGGGGUUUGCGUGCUGGACAACUUCCUGGGACAGGACCGGGGAUUGCACGUUCUCCAAGAAGUCACCAACAUGUACUCGUCCGGGGUGUUUAAGGAUGGACAGCUUGUCUCCAAUAAGGGUGGAAAAAAUAUGCGGCACAUCCGAGGGGACAAGAUCGUGUGGAUCGGUGGCGGAGAGCCAGGAUGUAACAACAUUGGGUACCUGAUCAAUAGGGUGGAUGCCAUAAUCACAAACUGUAAGCGAAUGAUUAACAACGGAAAGCUGGGCCAGUACAACAUCAGAGAGCGAACCAAGGCUAUGGUCGCUUGCUAUCCGGGUCACGGAUCGCACUACGUCAAACACGUGGACAAUCCCAACCGGGACGGCCGCUGCAUCACCGCAAUCUACUAUCUCAAUCUCAACUGGGACGUCCGGGCGAGUGGCGGUCUCUUGCGAAUCUUCCCGGAGGGCUGCAACGAUCGGGUAGCCGACAUCGAGCCCAUCUUCGAUCGGAUUCUGUUCUUCUGGUCCGAUCGCAGGAACCCCCACGAGGUGCAGCCGUCCCAUCGGACGCGCUACGCCAUCACGCUGUGGUAUCUGGACGCCGAGGAACGGGAAUCGGCUCGGUUGCGCUACCAGCGGGAUUGCGAAAACCCACGGUUCAACGCAUGAGUUUAUUAGUUUGCUCGGACACGCCAUCGCCUGCAUUUCGGCAACAACGAUGGUAAGUUACUGUAGUAGUUUGGAUUGUUUACUCUUUUGUGUCUAUGUAAAGUUACAAGUAAGGCAAUAGAGUUUAGGCAUUAAUAGGCAAUAAGAGAAUGACACAAAAGUGCACGACUGUCGGUAGCACCGACGGGGAGCAAAUUUACACUAAUUCUACCACAGCGAAAAGAUGAAGGCAUGAUGAGACAAAGUCGAAUAAUUUAUUUAGCUAAAAUAUGAUAAUGAGAAUGUGAUAUUGUAUUAACGACUAUGACGCAAAGUAACUGUUAUUACCUGCAUAUAUUUUUCAGCUAGUUUUUUGUUUUGUGUACUAGACGAACUACACGAGAUGAUAGCGCCAAGCAGUGUUUGUAGGGACUUAUACUAAAGAGAACGCAACUUGCAAAGUUAGUCAAAUAUUAGCUUUUAGAAACCGAACUGUUGCAAACAGUUGCGCCAUCUUCGCUCCUCUACACUGAAAAAAAAAAACAUCAUCGAAUAGAACGGUUGGAGGAGCACUGAAAAAAAAAAAUCGAUCAAAUUAAAUGGCAAGUUACAUCCAAGUAUGCUUAUAGAUAGGAUAGGUAGGUAGGUAGACAAAAAAAAACAUUGCGUCACUUCUUCGUGCAUAUUUUGGUCGAGUUCCGACCUUUUCUUCUGAUCCUAGAUCUUGACUUUUUGGCUAUUUUUUUAAAUAAGAAAACAAGAAAGUAAAUUAGCGAAGAAGUGCUUUUGGGCUGAUCAAAACCUUUUUUCCAAUCACAAAUUCGGCAAUCGAAAGUCAAUGCAAAACAUACAGCAAAAAAAACACAUUAGAACGGGUAUAAAAUGGAAGAUGGGAAUUUGCCAAUAACAGAAAGAUUUUGAAAGUUUGAAUAAACAGUUUUUAAGUCCUGAGAUGAA